Molecule: messenger RNA, 3468 nt
Organism: Lethenteron reissneri (Far Eastern brook lamprey)
Lineage: Eukaryota; Metazoa; Chordata; Hyperoartia; Petromyzontiformes; Petromyzontidae
Product: trichohyalin-like
Source: RefSeq, a predicted model, not a curated record
CAACAGCAGGUCCAACAACAGCAGGUACAACAGCAGCUCCAACAACAGCAGCUCCAACAACAGCAGCUCCAACAACAGCAGGUCCAACAACAGCAGCUCCAACAACAGCAGCUCCAACAACAGCAGGUCCAACAACAGCAGCUCCAACAACAGCAGCUCCAUCAACAGCAGCUCCAACAACAGCAGGUCCAACAACAGCAGCUCCAACAACAGCAGCUCCAACAACAGCAGCUCCAACAACAGCAGCUACAACAACAGCAGCUCCAACAACAGCAGCUCCAACAACAGCAGCUCCAUCAACAGCAGCUCCAACAACAACAGCUCCAACAACAGCAGCUCCAACAACAGCAGCUCCAACAACAGCAGCUCCAACAACAGCAGCUUCAACAACAGCAGCUCCAACAACAGCAGCUCCAACAACAGCAGCUUCAACAACAGCAGCUCCAACUCCAACAACAGCAGCUCCAACAACAGCAGAUCCAACAACAGCAGAUCCAACAACAGCCGCUCCACCAACUCCAGCUCCAACAACAGCAGCUCCAACAACAGCAGAUCCAACAACAGCAGAUCCAACAACAGCCGCUCCACCAACUCCAGCUCCAACAACAGCAGAUCCAACAACAGCCGCUCCACCAACUCCAGCUUCAACAACAGCAGCUCCAACAACAGCAGGUCCAACAACAGCAGCUCCAACAACAGCAGCUUCAACAACAGCAUCUCCAUCAACAGCAUCUCCAACAACAGCAGCUCCAACAACAGCAGCUCCAACAACAGCAGCUCCAACAACAGCAGGUCCAACAACAGCAGCUCCAACAACAGCAGCUCCAACAACAGCAGCUCCUACAACAGCAGCUCCAACAACAGCAGCUCCAACAACAGCAGCUCCAACAACAGCAGCUCCAUCAACAGCAGCUACAACAACAGCAGCUCCAACAACAGCAGCUCCAACAACAGCAGCUCCAUCAACAGCAGCUACAACAACAGCAUCUCCAUCAACAGCAUCUCCAACAACAGCAGCUCCAACAACAGCAGCUCCAACAACAGCAGCUCCAACAACUCCAGGUCCAACAACAGCAGCUCCAUCAACAGCAGCUACAACAACAGCAGCUCCAACAACAGCAUCUCCAACAACAGCAGCUACAACAACUCCAGGUCCAACAACAGCAGCUCCAACAACAGCAUCUCCAACAACAGCAGCUCCAACAACAGCAGCUCCAACAACAGCAGCUACAACAACUCCAGCUCCAACAACAGCAGCUCCAACAACAGCAGCUCCAACAACAGCAGCUCCAACAACAGCAGCUCCAACAACAGCAUCUCCAACAACAGCAGCUCCAACAACAGCAGCUCCAACAACAGCAGCUACAACAACUCCAGGUCCAACAACAGCAGCUUCAACAACAGCAUCUCCAUCAACAGCAUCUCCAACAACAGCAGCUCCAACAACAGCAGCUCCAACAACAGCAGCUCCAACAACAGCAGCUCCAACAACAGCAGCUCCAACAACAGCAGCUCCAACAACCCCAGCUCAAACAACAGCAGCUCCAACAACAGCAGCUCCAACAACAGCAGCUCCAACAACCCCAGCUCCAACAACAGCAGCUCCAACAACAGCAGCUCCAACAACAGCAGCUCCAACAACAGCAUCUCCAAUAACAGCAGCUCCAACAACAGCAGCUCCAACAACAGCAGCUCCAACAACCCCAGCUCCAACAACAGCAUCUCCAACAACAGCAGCUCCAACAACAGCAGCUCCAUCAACAGCAGCUCCAACAACAGCAGGUCCAACAACAGCAUCUCCAACAACAGCAGCUCCAACAACAGCAUCUCCAUCAACAGCAGCUCCAACAACAGCAGGUCCAACAACAGCAUCUCCAACAACAGCAGCUCCAACAACAGCAGCUCCAACAACAGCAGCUCCAACAACCCCAGCUCAAACAACAGCAGCUCCAACAACAGCAGCUCCAACAACAGCAGCUCCAACAACAGCAGCUCCAACAACAGCAUCUCCAAUAACAGCAGCUCCAACAACAGCAGCUCCAACAACAGCAGCUCCAACAACAGCAGCUCCAUCAACAGCAGCUCCAACAACAGCAGCUCCAACAACUCCAGCAUCUCCAACAACAGCAGCUCCAACAACAGCAGCUCCAUCAACAGCAGCUCCAACAACAGCAUCUCCAACAACAGCAUCUCCAACAACAGCAGCUCCAACAACAGCAUCUCCAACAACAGCAGCUCCAACAACAGCAUCUCCAACAACAGCAGCUCCAACAACAGCAGCUCCAACAACAGCAGCUCCAACAACCCCAGGUCCAACAACAGCAUCUCCAACAACAGCAGCUCCAACAACAGCAGCUCCAACAACAGCAGCUCCAACAACAGCAGCUCCUACAACAGCAGCUCCUACAACAGCAGCUCCUACAACAGCAGCUCCUACAACAACAGCAGCUCCAACAACAACAGCUCCUACAACAGCAGCUCCUACAACAGCAGCUCCUACAACAGCAGCUCCAACAACAGCAGCUCCAACAACAGCAGCUCCAACAACUCCAGGUCCAACAACAGCAUCUCCAACAACAGCAUCUCCAACAACAGCAGCUCCAACAACAGCAGCUCCAACAACAGCAGCUCCAACAACAGCAGCUCCAACAACAGCAGCUCCAACAACAGCAGCUCCAACAACAGCAGUUUCAACAACAGCAGCUCCAACAACAGCAGCUCCAACAACAGCAGCUCCAACAACUCCAGGUCCAACAACAGCAUCUCCAACAACAGCAGCUCCAACAACAGCAGCUCCAACAACAGCAGCUCCAACAACAGCAGCUCCAACAACUCCAGCUCCAACAACAGCAUCUCCAACAACAGCAGCUCCAUCAACAGCAGCUCCAACAACAGCAGCUCCAACAACAGCAGCUCCAACAACAGCAGCUCCAACAACAGCAGCUCCAUCAACAGCAGGUCAAACAACAGCAGCUCCAACAACAGCAGCUCCAACAACAGCAGCUCCAACAACUCCAGGUUCAACAACAGCAGCUCCAACAGCAGCUCCAACAACAGCAGCUCCAACAACAGCAGCUCCAACAACUCCAGGUUCAACAGCAGCUCCAACAACAGCAGCUCCAACAACAGCAGGUCCAACAACAGCAGGUCCAACAACAGCAGCUCCAACAACAGCAACUCCAACAACAGCAGCUCCAACAACAGCAGCUACAACAACGGUUGCCCGCACAACCAGAGCCGCCGCCGUCACCGGAGCAUCGACAGCCAGAGCUGGAGCCAACGAAACAACAACAGCAACAACAACAACAGCAACAACAGCAGCUCUAUCGACAACAACAUCUGGACCACCCGCAACAGCUGGGCAGACAGCAACAGCUUUGGCGCAAGAUGAAGACGCUUCAAGGCUCCCUGAGCGUCAAUCUCCCCGGAGCGCUGCUCACGCGCGUCAACGUCACCGUCGUCUUGUGA